AUGCGUGACAAAAUAGAUUUUAUAGAUAUCUUGCAACCCCGCAACACGUACUUUGGUAUUGUGAAAUUUAUGACCAGGCCCUGGAUUCCAAAAAAAACAAUGAACCUGGAACGAGAGUAUUUCCCACAGGAUAUAAAAAAUUUAGUCACUCAAUCCGCGUACUUGGAUUCCUAUUUAGAUGCUGAAAGUGCAAGGACUCAGAUACUAAAGCAGCACUUGCAAAAAGAAGUAUUAAAAUAUAUUGAAGAAAUAGCUAUGGAUAAGCGUAUGCAUGUUAUACGCUGGAUGGGUGUCUUUUUUCUGAAUGUUUCCUUCAUGAUGAAAACUGGCAUUUUUGUAAAUGAAACUGCAGUUUUAGAGCUUAAAAAGACAAUGGGUGACAAUCCAGUAUUAUUCCUGCCAACACACAGAAGCUAUGCAGACUUCUGUUUAAUGACAUACCUGUGUUAUCACUAUGAUAUUGAGUUACCAGCUGUUGCAGCUGGUAUGGAUUUCUACACAAUGGCGGUUGUAGGUCAAAUGAUGCGUGAGACAGGGGCUUUCUAUAUGCGUAGGACACUUGCAGGGGCGCCCUUAUACUCAGCCACAUUGCGGCAGUAUGUCCGCACACUUGUGGCACACUAUGGAGCCCCUGUUGAAUUCUUCCUGGAAGGCACGAGGAGUAGAAGCAAUAAAAGCUUGCCACCGAAGUAUGGAAUGCUAGCCAUGACAUUAGCCCCAUAUUUUGCCCGUGAAGUAGAUGACGUCACCAUUGUGCCUGUCAACAUAAGUUAUGAUCGUAUAAUGGAGCAGGGCCUCUUCGUGUAUGAACAUCUCGGUGUACCCAAACCUAAGGAGACGACUGGGGGUCUUAUCAAAGCAUUACACACUCUCAACGACCACUUUGGUAACAUAUACAUAAAUUUGGGUACGCCAAUGUCUCUGAAAAGCUACUUGGGGCACUCCACCCUAUCACCCGAGACCCUCAAACCACGUGACCUUCAAAAACUGACAGAUGACCAGAUGAGGCUUGUUCAGAGAGUCGCCGAUCACGUGGUCACGUUGCAGCAAGAGAACGCGGUGGUCACGAUCACGAAUCUGCUCUGUAUAGUUCUUAUGGAUAGUCUGUACAAAGGCAGGGCUUUGGGACAGAAUGAGGUGGAGUCACAAAUCUCCUGGUUGAUAGAAGUACUACAAAACCUGGGCGCUUCAGUUUUUGAAAGAGAUGUCAAAGGGAACAUGGAGAGAGUUUUGAUUGUACAUAGAACUAUGGUGAAGUUGGAUCGCGAGAAGAGAUUGAGAUUGGUGUCCAGUGCCCUAAUGAAUGUGACGGCUGAUGUGCAGAAGAAGAUGAAAGGUCACAUCUUAAAAGCAGAGACAAUGGUCAAUGCAGUGCCGGUGAUUCAGCUUCAGAUCUAUAUAAACCCAGUAUUACAUUACAUAGUACCACCUGCACUCGUAUACCUUAUUGUUAGCAGACAUAGUAUAAGGAAAGAUGAAUUGUAUUCGAUUUAUAUUUCAAUCAGAAGACUGCUGAGACAUGAAUUUUUCCAUUUAGAAGAGAAUGAACAGAUGAUAUUUGACAAAGCGCUAGAGUACUGCAUACAAACGAAAUUGGUUUUAGUGAAUAACGACUUGUUGUGCGACGGGUUGGGCGAUCAAUCGAACGACAAGUUGCGCUACAUGUUGCAAUGGGCUUUAUUGCCAACGCUUACAACACUCCUUUGUUGUAUGGACGUUAUGAACGAGUGUAAAAAAUGUGAACACAAGCGUGCACUAAAGAAGAUACAGGAAAGGCUAGAACAGAAGAGAAGUCAUCCAUACUGUUUAAGUCUAGAAGCAGCCGGUAACUGUUUACAGGGACUUGUAUACAGCGGCGUCUUGCUCAGGCAUAAAAUGCAACAAGAAAUUGUGUACGAAGCCGUACCAGAAGUUAUUGAAAACUGCCAAAGCCUUGUUAGUUCUAUUUUGCCAAAGUUAACUGUAGAUUUUUAUAGCAACCCAGUUAUUGUACAUCAAACGCAACGAGCGCGUUUAUAA
Pieris macdunnoughi is the source of this 2019-nucleotide messenger RNA. The record is from the annotation of a GenBank genome assembly. Lineage: Eukaryota; Metazoa; Arthropoda; Insecta; Lepidoptera; Pieridae.